Miscanthus lutarioriparius is the source of this 807-nucleotide messenger RNA. NCBI's taxonomy places the organism in Eukaryota, Viridiplantae, Streptophyta, Magnoliopsida, Poales, Poaceae. The record is from the annotation of a GenBank genome assembly.
AUGGAGCCUAUAUCGAACAGAAAAGGAGAAAAUGAUCUCGGCUACCCAGAGAAAGGGAAUCACGGCACCGGAGAGGAGAUGGUUGCGCAGCAAGGAGAGGAAGGGCCAGUGACGAAGAAGCCACGCGUUGAAGUUGAAGUUGAAGAUGAAGAUGAGGAGGGGCUCACGAAUCUGAAAAGUUUCCGCAAGAAUUGGUUGAAGGUGAUGUCUCCGUUCGUCGGUCCCUUGGAAGCAAUCACUGGGACGGAAAUUGGACCCAAGCACUACACAGAGUCAGGGCCGCCCCGCUUCGGCGGUAUCGAUUACGACGCCUUGGAGAUCUUCUCGCUCAAAGCUACCGAGAUCAAGGAAGUCAUUGGCAGCAGCCCAUCAGAGGAAAAACUUUUGAGUGCUGCAAUUUUUAGAUACGACAACAAUAGCUACGGUGCAAGAAGUUCUGCAGGCCAGGUCCAGACCCGUAUAGUGUCAGCUAAGCCGAACACAAUUGAGCUAAAAUACUCACAUCUGAAAGUGCCAUUGGAGGCAACCAUUGAGAUACAUCACUCAGAAGGAUCGAGUGAUUUUCGUGGUCUAUUCUUUGCCCAUAUGGAAUAUAUGGGUGAAGAAAAAAUAACGUUGCUUGAUUCCAGUGACUGUAAUGUGACAGUUGGAUCUGAUGGCAGCAUUCCACUUGCACGAUGUGUCGUGAUAGUUGACGACCAAGCAAAGCUGACACUGGGUGUGAAGGCUUGGCAAGGCGAAAAUGGCCAGGAUGCUGGUGUUGUAAGAUGGGAGUUUAUGUUUAUUGGUCAGUGCCUUGCUAGUUAA